Messenger RNA from Cucurbita moschata (crookneck pumpkin), 1070 nucleotides. Its product is annotated as transcription elongation factor B polypeptide 3. Lineage: Eukaryota; Viridiplantae; Streptophyta; Magnoliopsida; Cucurbitales; Cucurbitaceae. Gene Ontology annotation, biological process: transcription elongation by RNA polymerase II. Gene Ontology annotation, cellular component: elongin complex; nucleus. The record is from RefSeq and is a predicted model, not a curated record. Bases 202 to 879 code for a protein of 225 amino acids. The transcript has 8 exons.
UUAUUUCCAAGGAUUCUUUAUCACUGCGCAAAAUAGCAACUUGGGGAAGAAUAUCGCAACAUAGAAAAGGGAAAUUACCAGAUGAUCAGAUGACGAUUGCUGGCCAAUUCGUUCGUAUCUAGUUCAACGAUCGUGCUUCUGUUUCAACGUUUCUCGUCUCCGUCUUCUCAGACUGUCGCUUGGCAACCUGAGAAAGAAGAGAUGUAUCCAGUAAGAAAAGUUCCAUCGUUGGUUGAUCUUUGCGUUUACAAAGCUAUAGAUAAUCUGAGGUUUCUUGGGGAUGUUGGCGAAACUGAUUUACAUCUUCUAGAGCGGAUUUUGCCACAUUGCACUGUUGAUCAGUUGAUGCAUGUGGAGAAAAGUUCAGAAGGAAGAGAUCUGACUCCAGUUACAGAUAAAUUGUGGAAAAAAUUCUAUGAAAGACAAUUUGGUAGAGAAAAUACCAAUAUUGUAUCUGAGAGGAUGCAGAAGAAAAAAGUGGCAUUUAGAUGGAUUCAAUUGUAUGAGGCGAAAAUGAAGGACAUAGAAAAGAAUGAGAGCGAAGCUGCAGAUCGAAUAAAGCAAAGCUACCUAAAGGAAAAUGCUCGGAAACAAAGUCGUCAAAUACAGAUUUGCAGUAAGGUUCCCCCUGCAAGCAAUAAGAGAAGUUUUGGAGCAGCUGGAUAUGGCUCCAACGUGACAAAUACUAAGAACAAGCUGCUGAAGAAGUCAAAAAUAGAAGUGCUUCAGAGUCAAGAGAUGAAAAAUAUAAAAGCCUGGCGAAGAAAUGCAGUGCAGAAGACUUGUGAUAUUCCUUCCACAAAGAAGCCAAUGUUUUCUGGAAGGGAUUCCGCUUCAACUUCUAAGAGUACUACCACUCAUAUGGCCCGAAAGUGGUAGCACCUUCAUUAGCUUUGCUUUGUUUUUUUUACCAAUUGUAAGGAUCUGUUCUUUCACUCAGCUCCAAGGCUAUCUUAUCUUUAAUUUAGUUAUUUCACAUCUCCAGACACUUCUGAAAAGUCAUGCCCUGUGAAUAACUUUACAUUUCGUAGUUGUUUUCCAUUUUAAUGCAAUAUUGUUUAUUUUACACA